CUCCUCCUCCUCCUCCCAGCUGAUGAAGGAGCCUCUGCUUCAGGACAAACGCAGCGAGCACGUGCGUUUCUGCCGCUACGCAGCUGAGCUAACGGAGCGCGUGUCGGGGAAACCUCUCCUCAUGGGGAGCGACGUCUCAUUGGCUCGCCUGCAGAGGGCCAACGUGGUCGCCCAAUCACGGAUCACCUUCUCCCAGAAGGAGCUGCUGGUGUUGAUCAGGAACCACCUGGUGGCCAAAGGGCUGCAUGACACCGCUAACACCCUCGUCAGGGAGGCCAACCUCCCCUCCUCCCCUCCCCUGAUCUGCAGGAGUCACCGCUCGGACAGACAAGGUCGUAUCGGCGGCGGCCAUGUUGGCUCUUCUCCUGCGUCCUCAUUGGCUGUUGCCUCCUCCUCCUCCACUCCCAUUCGCUCCCUCGUCCUCUCCUCCCCCUCGCCAGCGUCUCUUCUGUCGGGUCGGAUUCUGUUUUCUCGAGAACGACCGCCUGCGAUCUGUAACUCUGGGAGGAGACUGAGGGCGCUGAAGCAGAAGUCGGACCACGGUGCCUUCAUACAGGUCAGGGAGGCCAU
Molecule: messenger RNA, 570 nt
Organism: Notothenia coriiceps (black rockcod)
Lineage: Eukaryota; Metazoa; Chordata; Actinopteri; Perciformes; Nototheniidae
Product: protein VPRBP-like
Exons: 2
Biological process (GO): protein ubiquitination
Cellular component (GO): Cul4-RING E3 ubiquitin ligase complex; nucleus
Molecular function (GO): histone H2AT120 kinase activity; nuclear estrogen receptor binding
Source: RefSeq, a predicted model, not a curated record